GUAAGCAGGGAAAACUUUAGCCAGUUGCAGCAUUGAGAACUGGCACUUCACCCGUGCAGGUUGAAGGAUUCAUGGAAAGGCCUAGGGUGCUGUGAAUUGAAAGCCUUCUGCUGAAAAAAACACUGUUUCAGCCUAAAUUCCAGUGACCUUGUGUUACGGAGACUGAGUGCUUUCAUUAACAUUCCUCCUUUCAUAUCUGUUGCUCCUCCAGUUCCCAUCUGCUGCCGUGCGGCCCUGGUUUGCCUCACAAUGCCUGUGAUCCAUGCUUUGAGGGGCGGGAAGCCCAUGCUGGUCGGGUCUGCAGUCCUGCUUGCCAGCGGCUACACCUUCUACCAUUUCUGGAGACGCCUUAUGGCUUCAAGAGGAAAGAGAGAGUCAAAGGAGAACGUGUAUGAAACACAGAAAGCUCUGAAUGAGUACCUUCUCUUCCACUUCGGCUCACCUCAGGAACUGUCGUUGUACAUCACCGACCCAGUCGCUCUCCAGAAUUUUCCACAGAGAUGUGUUCAGGAAUGCAUAAAAUACUUUGCUCAACAGAGUGGAGUUCCCUGUAGAGCCCUGGACAUCGGCUGUGCUGUGGGGAGAGCCUCGUUUGAACUGGCAAGGGUAUUUCAGGAGGUGGUGGGCAUUGACUUCAGCCUCUCAUUUGUGAGUGCUUGCAACCAACUGAAAGAAAAAGGCCAGCUCCCUUACUGUGUCUGGACUGAAGGAGAUCUGGGCACCCAGCACACUGCUGUGGUACCCAAGGACAUUAAUCGGAGUCGGUGCUUCUUCAGGCAGGGUGAUGCCUGCAAUCUGCCUGUAGACCUGGGAUCCUUUGGCUGUGUCCUGGCAGGGAACCUGAUCUGCCGCCUCCCUGACCCCUUUGCAUUCUUCCACAGACUCCCAGAGCUGGUAGCCCCCAGUGGAAUUCUUGUCAUUACAUCACCAUACGCCUGGCUUGAGGAAUUCACACCCAAGUCACUGUGGUUGGGUGGGUACAAGGAUGACUCCGGCAAGGAGGUGCUAGGCUUUGAAACGAUGAAGCAAAUCUUCUCUCCACACUUUGAGCUUCUUGCCGAGAAGAAUGAGCCCAUCCUGAUCCGGGAGACAGCACGCAAGCACCAGUGGACCAUGGUUCAUGUGACCAUUUGGAGAAGGGGGACCUUCUAGAAUUCAGCAGCCAUUUUGCUCACGGCGGUGAAACACUCAAAAACAAACUACUUUGUGCAUCCUAAGUUAAAGAAGCAAAAAUUGGCAUAAAAGUGACAUUAGUAAAGACUUAAGUCCAAUGUUAACCAGGAAAUAUCAACAGGAGAGUCCUGGGUAUCCCCUCAACCAAUAGUUAGCAAAUGAUAACACAGUCCCUCACUCAGUGUCCAACUUUCCUCUUCGUCCACUUGGCAGCAAUUCCUCUCACUAAUGUCCACUAACAUUAUGAGGGAACCUGCAGGUGCCCCUUAAUGAUACCCUGAAGUAUUGCAGGAUAUCUGGGGCAAUACCAUCUCUUUACUUGAACAGACUUAGCUUCCUCCCUGAAAAGAAUACUGUGUACUUAGAGCAGAUUGUGUGCCAUCGAUGUUUCAGAGUUUAAUUUUGCUGUACUUUGAAUGACAGCACUGUGUUCUAGAAUCUGUUACUACCCCCACUAAUGUAAUUCUUGCAUUCUAGGAACUGCUUUUAGUGACAUGGUAUAUACAAAUAAGGAUAGAAUCAAUAAAGAUUUCACUCAGCCUU
Messenger RNA from Carcharodon carcharias (great white shark), 1716 nucleotides. RefSeq names its product probable S-adenosylmethionine-dependent methyltransferase CRG1. The transcript is spliced from 4 exons. The record is from RefSeq and is a predicted model, not a curated record. Lineage: Eukaryota; Metazoa; Chordata; Chondrichthyes; Lamniformes; Lamnidae. Gene Ontology annotation, molecular function: S-adenosylmethionine-dependent methyltransferase activity. The coding region runs from base 250 to 1152 and encodes 300 amino acids.